AAAAACAAAGGAGGACGACAAAAAUGUCACAAAUCUCCUCCAUUUCUUCUCGCCUCUAUUCGUAUUAAUUUACCCAAUUUUUCCUUUUCGUUGUUCAACGAAAAUCUGAUUUCAUACCCAAUUCCCGGGCCAAAUCCAUCUAAAGUUUGGUGCUUUUCGUUUUGGGAUUACUUCGAUUCCUAAAUCUGAUUUAGGGUUUUAAUCAAUUCGGCAAUCGGGUUUCUUGGGAUGAAGUAUUCGGAGUUUCGGAUUUAUUGAUUUUCAUGGUGGGUUUUUCUUUUUGAAGCUUGUUAAUGAAGAAUUGACUUCUGGAAUCUCGAUCUCUGAAGGUUUUUCCGAUGUUAAAUUCUUGAAUCUGGGGUUAAAUGCUGAAUUGGAAAAUAGAUCCAGGUGCUAAUUAAGGAAAAAGGAGGUUUCUUUUUUGAUAUUGAUUUUGGGAAUUUUGAGGUUUGAAAGAGAGAUCAGAGAAGAUGGAUCUUGUAAUCGGUGGGAAAUUUAAGCUUGGAAGGAAAAUUGGUAGCGGAUCAUUUGGAGAGCUUUAUCUAGGUGUAAAUGUCCAAACAGGAGAAGAAGUUGCUGUCAAGUUGGAAAAUGUGAAGACCAAGCAUCCACAACUUCAUUAUGAGUCAAAGUUGUACAUGCUGCUUCAAGGAGGAUCUGGUAUUCCGAACCUCAAGUGGUUUGGAGUUGAAGGUGAUUACAGCGUAAUGGUUAUUGACCUUCUAGGUCCUAGUCUGGAAGACUUGUUUAACUAUUGCAACAGGAAGUUCACAUUGAAAACGGUUCUCAUGCUUGCCGACCAAUUACUUAACAGGGUUGAGUAUAUGCAUACUCGAGGUUUCCUUCACCGUGAUAUAAAACCUGACAACUUUUUAAUGGGACUUGGACGCAAAGCAAAUCAGGUGUAUAUCAUUGAUUUCGGACUAGGGAAGAAAUACAGAGACCUUCAGACUCACAAGCACAUUCCUUACAGAGAAAACAAAAAUCUCACUGGGACAGCUCGGUAUGCAAGUGUCAACACUCACCUUGGAGUCGAACAAAGUCGAAGGGAUGAUUUGGAAUCACUUGGUUAUGUUCUUAUGUAUUUUCUCAAAGGAAGCUUACCAUGGCAGGGAUUAAAAGCUGGGACAAAGAAGCAGAAGUAUGACAGAAUCAGCGAGAAGAAAGUGUCAACUCCUAUAGAGGUGUUGUGUAAAAACCACCCGUCUGAAUUCGUUUCAUACUUUCAUUACUGCCGAUCUUUACGGUUUGAUGAUAAACCUGAUUACUCUUACCUCAAGAGGCUUUUCCGUGACUUGUUCAUCCGAGAAGGUUAUCAAUUCGAUUAUGUAUUUGACUGGACAGUCCUAAAGUAUCCUCAAAUCGGAAGUAGCUCUGGUUCUAGUUCACGAACAAGGCAUCAUACAACAACGAAACCAGAUCCUAUCGAAAGACAAGAGAGGAUCCCAGGAAAGGAAACAACCCGUUAUAAAAUCCCAGGUGCAGUGGAGGCAUUCUCCCGAAGACACCCGACUACAACUUCUACGCCACGCGAUCGUUCCAGAUCAAGAAACUCAGAUGACGGACCUUUCUCUAAGCAGACACACGGAGACUCCGAAAGAGCAAACAGUUCCUCAAGAUACAGAGCAUCUUCUUCUAGGAAAGCCGUUGCUGCCUCAAGCUCCCGGCCAAGUUCUGCAGGUGGACCAAGCGAAAGCCGAGCUUCAAGUCGCCUGGUUUCAUCAAGCGGUGGUGGUGGCAGUGGAAGUGGCAAUGGCCGUCCCUCGACUAGCCAGAGAGUCCAAGCUGGAUAUGAAUCCAAGACUUUGUCUUUCUCUCGCGCAACAGCUUCAAGAAACACUAGGGAAGAUCAAUUGAGAAGCUUCGAGCUUCUCUCUCUUCGGAAAUAAAGCUAAAUGAUGAAGAGAGAGACAGCAAACUCCAUGAAAAACCCAAAGAAAUUACCUCUGAGAAAGAUGAGAAUCUUGGUUUGAGGGAAUUCAUAUAUUUGAGCUUGAUGAAAUUCUCAUAUCUUUUACAUGUAAUUUCAGCUUCAGCUUGCAGAGAUCUUUCCCACCACUCGUCGUUUGUUUAUGUAAUUGUGAUGUGUUAGACAAAAUAACAAUCAAAAUGUAGAGAGAGUUUCUAUGUAAAAACGGUGAGACUUCUAUCCGUAUAUUCGAUUACUUCGAACCUAUCUGUACUGUACUGUAAUAAACAAAACAAUCAACUGCUCUUUGGUCUCUUUUAAUGCCAAAGCUCUUCCUUUUUCUGGGCA
Molecule: messenger RNA, 2257 nt
Organism: Arabidopsis lyrata subsp. lyrata
Lineage: Eukaryota; Viridiplantae; Streptophyta; Magnoliopsida; Brassicales; Brassicaceae
Product: casein kinase 1-like protein 7
Exons: 14
Coding region: 471-1889 (472 amino acids)
Biological process (GO): endocytosis; peptidyl-serine phosphorylation; signal transduction
Cellular component (GO): cytoplasm; nucleus
Molecular function (GO): ATP binding; protein serine/threonine kinase activity
Source: RefSeq, a predicted model, not a curated record